AUGGCGUCCCUGAAGGAAAUUCUAACGCGUCGGCCAGUGGCGGCGACAGUCCGUCUCACCAUCCCAGCCGGCGGAGCAAGACCUGGACCACCGGUAGGUCCGGCUGUAGGUCAGUACAAAGUUAACCUAAUGGCGUUCUGCAAGGACUUCAACGCUCGCACACAGAAAUACAAAUCGGAAGCUCCAAUCGCUGCUACUGUGACUGUUUUCAAAGACAAUACUUUUGAAUUGAGCGUUCGUUCUCCUUCAGUCACCUGGUUUCUAAAAAAAGCCGCCGGAAUUGACUCCGGGAGUGGACGUGCAGGUCAUGUUGUUGCAUCAACCCUAACCCUAAAACACAUCUAUGAAAUCGCAAAGGUGAAGCAAGCAGAUCCGUAUUGUCAGUACAUGUCCUUGGAGGCGAUUUCAAAAUCAAUUAUAGCGUUCAAAACUUGGAAAUCUCGAAAGUCAAUCAAGCACCGGCUAGGCGGUCUCUGUUAUCUUUUCCGGAUUUCUUCUCAUGCAUGUACACAUGGCUGCCUGCUGCCAUUCUGUUUUCCCUCUUUAUCAAGUAAUCAUGACACUGCCCUUGUUGCUGCAUUGGAUGGUACAAUCAAUUUGGUGUAUCGUGAUUCUGGGAGGAUAAUUUGGUCAUUUGCAUCAGGAUCUCCAAUCUACUCUUCAUACCAGGCUUCUACCAGCCAUGAUGAUGAUAAGGAAAGUGCACCUGUGCCUGAAGGCAGUUAUUAUGUAGACUGUGGGGAUGAUUGGAAGCUGUAUGCACACACAGAUCUUGGCAAAGUGAGUAUGGAUAUGACCAUGGAGGAAUUCAUCAGAAUCAUGCCACACGUAUCAGAGGAUGGAGGAGUUAUUCUUGGAUCCAAAAAAACUACUGCAUUUGUAGUUGAUGCUAACACUGGAAGGUUAAUACGUGUUCAUCACAGCUCAUCAACCAAUGAACACUCAAAUUUCAUCUUCCAAAAAACCACCAUGAAAAAUGAAAAGUCAACUAUGGUCAAUGAAAAACCUGAUAAACAAUUCUCCUUCACAAGAACAGAUUACUUACUCACAUCAUUUGCUGCAAAUUCUGACAAAGUUCUAUGGAAUGUGACUGUAGCAGACAUUGAUGUUGCUUUACUUUGUCAAGAACCUCCAAAUAAAAUCAUUCGUCCGUCUUUACCUCUCCCAAAUAAUCUUCGCUCAAAAUCCAGUGUUGACUUUGACUUUGACUUUGACUUUGACUUCAACAUGCCCUUGUCAUGCCAGUCAAAAGCUGUUGUCCAUAGGCUACGUACAUCUCAUAAGCUUGGUUCUUAUAAAAUCCAUGGAAAACAAGCAGAAAAAAAAGUUCCAAUCCUUCUACUCCCUCAAAAUAAACCUUUACUACCCAAUUCAAACAAUAACCUUGACACCCAAAACCCCGAAAUCCCUAGUCAACAAGAUGUGAAAAAAGUCAACUUUCUUUCCGAAGGGCGAAUGGCGUUUGUUGUAAUUUUCAUUCUGAUUAUUGCCAUUGGUGGUCUUAUGUAUCGCCAUCAUACCAUAAUGGCUGCAAUGUUGAAACAAAAACCUUCCUCUUCUUCUAGAAGGAAGAGGCAUAGGAAACAAGGAAGGAUUUAUGCCAAUGAAGAUGGAAAUGUUGAUAGUGAAAGAAAUCCAGUGCUAAAUUUUAAUCAUUUAAUCGAAUGUGACACAGAAGGGCGUUCUAUAGGCAAACUAUUUGUGUCAAAUAAAGAAAUUGCAAAGGGUAGUAAUGGAACAGUUGUUCUUGAAGGGGUAUACGAAGGUCGUAAGGUUGCUGUGAAACGCCUCGUGAGGGCCCACCAUGAUGUUGCAUUUAAAGAAAUUCAAAAUCUUAUUGCUUCUGAUCAACAUCCAAAUAUUGUUAGGUGGUAUGGAGUGGAAUAUGAUCAUGAUUUUGUUUAUCUUUCUUUGGAGCGUUGUGCUUGUAGCCUUUAUGAUUUAAUUCAAAUGAAGAAAGGGGUUUAG
Molecule: messenger RNA, 1968 nt
Organism: Lactuca saligna
Lineage: Eukaryota; Viridiplantae; Streptophyta; Magnoliopsida; Asterales; Asteraceae
Source: the annotation of a GenBank genome assembly